Effrenium voratum is the source of this 1158-nucleotide messenger RNA. NCBI's taxonomy places the organism in Eukaryota, Dinophyceae, Suessiales, Symbiodiniaceae. The record is from the annotation of a GenBank genome assembly.
GUGGGUUUUCCCUCGUGGCUCCCACUGGCCCUCCCGAGCGGCCGAUUCGAAUGCAUGCGCGCGCGGGGCGCCGCCGACGCGGCGGCGGCACCGGGAGCCGCGCCGGCGCUCCAUGCGGCGAAAGGCCGCGGCCCGGGAGUCUUCGCAGUGCUGGGCAGCCUGGCGGCCUGCGGCCUGGGCCUUUGGGCGCUGCUGGCGCUGAGGCUCCACUCCUACGCCGCGCCGGCCGCGGUCUCCAAAACAGUGCUGGAGCGAAAGCCGGCGCUGAAGCGACGGGACCCAGGCGAACGGGACAAGGACACGCACAGGCCAUCUCCCGAAAAGAACACCGCGGCCAAGGCCCAGCCCACGGGCAAGGCCCAGCCCAAGACCAACACCACACGCCGCAAUUCCUCACGAGGCCUGAUCCUGCGAGGCAAGCCGAAGGACCGGCGCUUUGCGCUGGUCCCGCGACCCCAGAUUUUGGAGGGCCUGCAGCAGACCACCUCUCGCAGCUUCAGCAACUGGUCCUUGCGCGCGUUCCGGCCAAGCAGCGGCGAGGAGAGAUGGGCGCUGGAAGCCUUGGAGUCGGUGCUGCAGGUCUCCGCGCAGUUCGACGCGCCGGGGGCGGUCACGGCCUUGCUGCGGGCCGAGCGCGCCGAGGCGCGCCGGGCCUGCGCCGAGCAGCUGGGGCUCCCCCUGCCGUCUUACCGGGUCCAUGAGGACGAGCAGAAGGACUGCCAAGCGAAGGAUUGGCACUUCGCCCUGAGUGGGCCCAAGGGCCUCUGCUGCGCCGCCGUGCGCCCCGCCGGGCUCUUCCGCUUCGCCCAGACCCUGCGCCAGCUCGCAGGCGAACAUUCCCCUGCAAACCUGCCGGACUUCGUCUUAGAGGACUGGCCGCGGUUCUGCUGGCGGGGGCUGCAGCUGGACGCGGUGCGGCACUUUAUGCCGGUGGAUUUCCUGAAGCGCUACAUCACCGCCCUCGCGCACUUCAAGGCCAACUUCUUCCACUGGCACCUCACGGAUGACCAGUCCUGGCGUUUGUUCGUGCGGAGCCGCCCCGCGCUGGUGAACGCCUCCCGGCUCACGAGCCCCGAGUUCUACAGCGAGCAGGAUGUCCAGGAGUUGGCUGCGUCCAGCCUGUGGCGAACCGCGCGCGCGUUAGCUACUUUCGGCUGA